AAUAUCAUCUCUCUCGAAAUUACGGCUCCUUGUACUCAUUUUUAGGGUUUCAGAGAUCGGCAGAUUUUGACAACCACACAAACAUGACGACUCAGAUCAGCAAGAAGAGGAAGUUUGUAGCGGACGGUGUGUUCUACGCUGAAUUGAAUGAGGUUCUCACUAGAGAGCUUGCAGAGGAUGGUUACUCUGGUGUUGAGGUUAGGGUUACUCCUAUGAGGACGGAGAUUAUCAUCAGAGCCACCCGUACUCAAAAUGUUCUCGGUGAGAAGGGAAGGAGAAUUAGGGAAUUGACAUCUCUUGUUCAGAAAAGGUUCAAAUUCCCUCAAGACAGUGUUGAGCUUUAUGCUGAAAAGGUGACCAACAGAGGUCUCUGUGCCAUUGCUCAGGCUGAGUCUUUACGCUACAAGCUUCUCGGUGGUCUUGCUGUUCGUAGGGCCUGCUAUGGUGUUUUGAGGUUUGUUAUGGAGAGUGGAGCUAAGGGAUGCGAGGUCAUUGUAAGUGGAAAACUCCGUGCUGCACGUGCCAAGUCAAUGAAGUUCAUGGAUGGUUACAUGGUUUCAUCUGGUCAACCAACUAAGGAGUACAUCGACUCUGCAGUGAGACAUGUUUUGCUUAGACAGGGUGUGUUGGGAAUCAAGGUGAAGAUUAUGCUUGAUUGGGACCCUAAGGGAAUAUCUGGACCAAAGACUCCAUUGCCUGAUGUUGUGAUCAUUCAUGCUCCCAAGGAUGAAGAGACCAACUUCGCACCUGCUCAGGUUGCUGCUCCGGCUGCUCUUGUACCAGAAGCUCCUCUUACAGCAGUAGAUUACCCUGCCAUGAUUCCAGUCGCCUAGAAGAGUCCUUUACUAAUCAAUGUGAUUUUGUUGUUUUCGACUGUUCUUCCUGUUUUGACAGUUAUAGCUUCUCGUAUCUUGGAAUCAGACACGUUCCCCCAAAUCUUUUAUCGAAAGUUAUCUCAAGUUUCCAUUUUUCAAA
Capsella rubella is the source of this 975-nucleotide messenger RNA. Its product is annotated as 40S ribosomal protein S3-2. Gene Ontology annotation, biological process: translation. The transcript has 5 exons. The record is from RefSeq and is a predicted model, not a curated record. Gene Ontology annotation, cellular component: cytosolic small ribosomal subunit; nucleus. Gene Ontology annotation, molecular function: RNA binding; structural constituent of ribosome. Lineage: Eukaryota; Viridiplantae; Streptophyta; Magnoliopsida; Brassicales; Brassicaceae. The coding region runs from base 84 to 833 and encodes 249 amino acids.